GCUUAUUUCUGCCCGUCCCUGUCCCCUCGUCCACCAAAUACCUGCUAGAUACCCCGCAUCGACCCCGCACACCCCACCGCUCCCAACAGACGUUGAAUCAUGCCGCGCGAGAUCGUAAACAUACAGGCUGGCCAGGCCGGAAAUCAGGUCGGGGAGUCGUUCUACAAGAUGCUGCUUGCGGAGCAUGGCCUGGACGACGAAGGGCACUACCAAGGGAACGACCCCCUUCAGAUCGCAAGAGUUGGCGUGUACUUCACCGAAGUCCAGUCUUCAGGAGCCAACAAAUACGUACCUCGUAGCGUCCAAGUCGACUUGGAAAAUGGCGUUUGCGAUCGGAUCCGCUCGGGCCCGCUCGGUAACUUGUUCCGCCCCGAUACUUACUUGACUGGAAACACGGGUGCCGGAAACAAUUGGGCCAAAGGAUUCUACACCGAGGGUGCCGAGCUCAUGGACAACAUCUUGGAAAUCGUCCGAAGACAGACUGAGGCUACAGAUGCGCUACAAGGCUUCCAAGUUCUGCAUUCACUAGGCGGAGGCACUGGCGCGGGCCUCGGCUCACUCAUGCUAUCCAAGUUCCGAGAAGAAUACCCCGAUAGGAUAAUCUCAACAUACUCCGUCCUCCCGUCUCCCAAGGUGUCAGAGACAGUAGUCGAGCCAUACAAUGCGCUGUUGUCAAUACACCAGUUGGUGGAGAACAGCGACAUGACACUCUGUAUCGAUAACGAAGCCCUAUACGAUAUCUCUCAGCGGACUCGCAAAGUGAAGCACCCUACAUUUGACGAUCUGAACAGCAUCGUCGCGCAAGUGAUGUGUGGUGUUAGCACCAGUCUCCGCUUCCCUGGACAGCUGAACGGCGACAUGCGGAAACUCGCGAUGAACCUCAUUCCCUUCCCUCGCCUGCACUUCCUCAUGCCCAGCUACGCGCCGUUCUUCGAUCCCAACCAGAAGGCAUACAGUCGCACAAAUGUCAAGGAACUCACGACCUCCUUGUUCGAACGUGCAAAUUUGCUUGUUGCGUGUGACCCCCGCUUCGGCCGUUACCUGACCGCAUUCACUAUCUUCCGCGGCAAUGUCGCCUCAGAAGAGGCCGAACAAGCCGUGUACGACCUGCAGCGCAAGAACAACGCCCAGUUCGUCGAGUGGAUCCCCGACAACAUCUCGGUGUCGCUGUGCUCGGUACCCCCCGUGGGCCAAAAGCAGUCGGCGACGUGCCUCGCGAACUCGACUGCGGUGCAGGAGCUCUUUGCCCGCACGCUCACGCAGUUCGCAGCCAUGUACAAGCGCCGGGCGUACCUUCACUGGUACACAGGCGAGGGCAUGGACUCCAUGGAGUUCUCCGAGGCCGAGAGCAACACGCAGGAUUUGAUUGCGGAGUACCAACAGUACCAAGAAGCGACGGUCGACGAGGAAGAGGAGGCAGAGUACGAGUAUGAGGGCGAGCCGGAGGCUGCAGUUGAGUAUCAGGAAGAGCCCUCCGCGGGCGAUGAGUUCGAGCAAUAGCAGGACCCCACGUAGGGUGCACUUCCGCUCCUUCGCGUUACGUCCUUGCUACUUGUUUUGUCUUAGCUCUUGCAAUGCCGGCUGAAUACCCGUAAAGCUCCUCUAAUUCCCUUUGGUGCCCCCGUGGCCUUCGC
Trametes versicolor FP-101664 SS1 is the source of this 1634-nucleotide messenger RNA. RefSeq names its product beta-tubulin 2. Gene Ontology annotation, molecular function: GTPase activity; structural constituent of cytoskeleton; GTP binding. Bases 100 to 1500 code for a protein of 466 amino acids. Lineage: Eukaryota; Fungi; Basidiomycota; Agaricomycetes; Polyporales; Polyporaceae. The transcript has 17 exons. Gene Ontology annotation, cellular component: microtubule; cytoplasm. The record is from RefSeq and is a predicted model, not a curated record. Gene Ontology annotation, biological process: mitotic cell cycle; microtubule cytoskeleton organization.